AUGGCUCGUUGGCAAAUGUUGUUGACUAAAUACGAUAUUACAUAUAUGAUGAGGAAAGCCAUCAAUAGGAGUUCUAUAGCAGAGUAUUUGGCUGAUAGAGCCAUUAAUGAUUACCAACCCAUGGAGUUUGACUUCCCGGAUCAAGAUAUUUAUUCAAUAAAUCAAGAAAAGGAGGAUAGUGUCAGGUGGAUGAUGCUAUUUAAUGGGGCGACCAAGGUAUGGGGGCAUGGAAUAGGGGCCGUACUUAUAUCACCAGAGGGUAAAUACUACCCGGUCACAGCCAAACUCACCUUUCCGUGUACCAACAAUGUAGCUGAGUAUGAAGCAUGCGUAUUAGGCUUACAAGCAGCUAUUGACCGAGGUAUUAAAAAAUUGACCGUAAAUGGAGAUUCAGCUCUGGAAUUUGAUACUAUCAGUUUUUCCCAUUUAGCGAGAGAAAGUAAUCUAAUCACUGAUGCGCUAGCAACAUUGGUGGCUUUAUUCAAGUUUGAGCUCGGAAUAGAGAUUGAACCCAUUCGAAUAAGGUUGCAUAGGGAGCCAGCAUAUUGUGUAAUAACAGAAGAAGCUGAUGGAGAGCCAAGGUUUCAUGAUAUUAAGACAUACAUUCAAGGGAAGGAGUACCCCAUAGGAGCCUCCAAUAACUACCAGAAGACGAUUAGGAGGCUAGCUAUGGGAUUCUUCUUAGACGGAGAAAUAUUGUAUAAAAGGAACCAUGAUAUGACCCUCCUACGAUGCAUAGAGUUGCAAGAGGCAAGACAAAUCAUGCAAGAAGUACACAAAGGUGUUUGUGGGACCUAUGCAGGAGGUCACUCGCUGGCCCAAAAAAUCCUAAGAAGUGGAUACUAUUAG
Malania oleifera is the source of this 849-nucleotide messenger RNA. RefSeq lists its product as uncharacterized. Gene Ontology annotation, molecular function: nucleic acid binding; RNA-DNA hybrid ribonuclease activity. The record is from RefSeq and is a predicted model, not a curated record. NCBI's taxonomy places the organism in Eukaryota, Viridiplantae, Streptophyta, Magnoliopsida, Santalales, Ximeniaceae. Bases 1 to 849 code for a protein of 282 amino acids. The transcript is spliced from 2 exons.